UUCAGAUUCAGUGACUGAGGGUAUGUGGGCAGAUCUCCUUCUCUCUCUGGGCUGAAAGGAAAUUUCGAGUGUGUAACACCUGGCCUGGUGCACAGUAGGUGUUUAUGAAGAAACACUCAUCAGUGCUUCUACGAGGGCUACAAAAUAGAACAGUGCUCAAGGCAGGCUUUGGAGCCAAAUGGAUUAGCAUUGUGUUUUAGCUUCCUUCACUUGCCCUGCCAUCUUCAGCGAAUAACUUAGCAUCCCUGUGCCUCAGCGUCCUCAUCUGUAAAACAGGACUAAAAGUGAAGCCUCCCUCUCAGGGUCACUGAGUGAGAUUACGCCUGGAAAUUGCCUGGUAUGAUGCCAGCCACUGUGUAAAUGUUUAAUAAACGAGCACAUUUGUUACUAGUCUUUACUGCCACCCCAACUUCUAGGAUGCCCAAUUACUCCCCACAGAGUGGGAGGCACAGGGCUGGAACCAGCCUGGGGAGGAUGUGGAGUCCUGGGGCUAUGGCCACCAGACGCAGGCGGCUGAGCAGAGAGGCCGCAAGCUGCCCCCUCUCUUUUUGCCUGUUUGGCUCUUUAGCUCUCUUCGCUGCAUCUCGACCUUUCUCUUCUGCUCCUGCCUCUUUCAGUGCCUCUGCCUCUCCUCUUCACCUUGCAUUUUCGUCGCUGUGUCUCUUUGUUUCUUUCUGGCAGUGCUGCAGACGGUGGAGCCAACUAAUGCUGGCUCAGGUUGGUCCCGCACAUCUCCCAAGCCAGCAUUCAGGAAGCCACUCCAGGAGCUUUAAAUCAGCCGCAGGAGGAAUAUCUACACCACGGACAUCAGCAAGUGGUGCAAAUCAGGAUUUUCUCAUUUGAGAUUCAGUUUAUCAGCACACCAUACUCUCUCUCUCUCUCUCUCUCUCUCUCUCUCACAUCCCUCUGUCUUUAUGCCUCUAUUACUGUCUCUUCCUCUUUGUCUCUCUUAUCUCUCAAUUUCUCUUUCUCUCUCUCUCCCUGUUUUUGAGAGAUACCACAUAUACAUACCCGAGCCAUCACCUGCUACCUCCCAGGGUGUGUACUAGCUGAAAGCUGGAAUCCAUAGCAGGGCCCCAGGUCUUAAGCCCAGGUGCCCCAGUGUGGGAUGCAGGCAACCCAAGUUGCUUCUUAACCAGUGGAUGAAAUGCCCAUGCCACUCCUGCCUCUCCUGUCUCCUCAUGUCUUUUUCUCUUCUGACAAAAUCCUGUGAACCAGGUCACAUUCAGUGUGGCCCUUCACUGCCUUGGGCCGUGCAGACCCCCAGACCCUGGCCCCAUGUCCCCUGAUGCCCUCAGCAUUCCUGUCCCCGGAGAGCCAGGCCCAGCUGGGGCUUUGGUCCUCAUCAAGCCUGGAAGUGACAAAGCUCUGACAGCUGCCACCUCUGUCUGCCGCCCACACCGUCAGCGCUGCCAGGGCUCUCCUCGGCCCACAGAGCUUUCUGCCUCCUUGCCCAGGGCUGACAGUCUCUGAACACCAUUCAGAGCAGGUCUGAGAGAAAGCCAGACUCUAGACUGAUAGGGAUACAUUGUGGCAAUGUGCACUUGGGAGGUAGCAACAUUGUAUCUGCAUGUGGGGGAGGGGUGGACCUGUGGAUCACCUGCAGAGCAGAGCCCCACAGUGGGUCUGAGCGCCAGCCCAGGGCUGAGCUGUGGCUGCCACUGUCCCUGUCUGACAGGCAAGGCAGAGAAGGGUGGCUGGGCGCUGUGAUGUGGGAACAAAAUGCUAGGAUACAUCAUUCUGUGUGGCACUGGGCAAGUUUCUAAACUUUUCUGUGCCUCAGUUGUCUCAUCAACAAUAAUCCUUGAAUCCCAGAGCUCUGAUGAGGAUCCCAAGAGGUGUUUUAGGUCAGGGGCUUCACAGAGCUGCUGCCACCUCUUCAGCUCUCCAUCCCGUAUUUGCAAGUGGACAGAGCUGGGACUGGGCAGCUAUGGGGAGGGUGUCCUCAGCACAGAGGGACCCGGGCUUUCUAUGGAGGGGCUUGGGCAGCCCAGGGAGUGGGGAGGCCCAAGAAUGGGUCAGGAGUGCUGUGCAGAUCUGGGGUCAGCCCUGGUCACCGGCUUUUCUCACAGACCCAGAAAUCCCUUCAGCUGGGCCCAGAUGUCCCUUCUGGGCCCCCUCUGUUCUCUCUCCCGACCCUCACCGGCACUGCAGCUGCCUGGGGCCCAUUCAGACAAUUGGCUUCACCCAGGGGAGGGUCCUGGGGGAAGGAUGUGAGCCCAGGCCUGGUGACAGGGGCUAUUUUAAGGGUGGCCUCCACCGCAGCCUGCCUCACAGUUUACCACAUGGGUGUCACCCUCUCUCCCCAAAAACACACACCAGAGAACAGUUACCGUGGAGGGUGAUUGGGCUGAUGGGACUUGGGUGAGGUCAAGGCAAUGAUGUGACAGAGCCAUGGGCCAGGAAACUGGACGUGGUAGAUCCAGGAAGACUUCUUGGAAGAGGUCCCCCGACCUUCCCAAGGAUCAUGGCGCAGCCCCACUGACCCAGGAGUAGAGGCCUUCGGGCAGGGCACCUGGAAUGGGCUGUGUGUUCUGCAAGAAGCUGGAGCCGGGGCCCAAGGAGGAUGUGGGCCUGGAAGGAAACUUCAGGGCCUCUGGGGCUGCCGACCGCUAUGGCCCUGACCCCACCCAGGGCCGGCCGGCCUCCUCCUUUGCACACAUCCCCAACUACAACAACUUUACCCCUCAGCCCUCCAGCCACACCUUCCUUGGUGGGGGCACCGUCAAGGGCAUCUCAGGCUCUGGGGUGACCCUGUUCAUUGCCCUGUAUGACUAUGAGGCCCGGACAGAAGAUGACCUCACCUUCACCAAGGGCGAGAAGUUCCACAUCCUGAACAACACUGAAGGAGACUGGUGGGAGGCCCGGUCCCUCAGCUCUGGACAAACUGGCUACAUUCCCAGCAAUUACGUGGCCCCCGUGGACUCCAUCCAGGCUGAAGAGUGGUACUUCGGAAAGAUCGGGAGGAAGGAUGCAGAGAGGCAGCUGCUGUCCCCAGGCAACCCCCAGGGGACCUUCCUCAUUCGGGAGAGUGAGACCACCAAAGGCGCCUACUCGCUGUCCAUCCGUGACUGGGACCAGAGCAGAGGUGAUCACGUGAAGCAUUAUAAGAUCCGCAAGCUGGACACGGGUGGCUACUACAUCACCACGCGGGCCCAGUUCGACUCAGUGCAGGAGCUGGUGAAGCACUACAUGGAGGUGAACGAUGGGCUGUGCCACCUGCUCACGGUGGCCUGUGCCACCAUGAAGCCGCAGACCCUGGGCCUGGCCAAGGACGCCUGGGAGAUCAGCCGUGCCUCCAUCGGACUGGAGCGCCGGCUGGGCAGCGGCUGCUUCGGGGAUGUGUGGCUGGGCACGUGGAACGGCAGCACAAAGGUGGCGGUGAAGACGCUGAAGCCGGGCACCAUGUCCCCGAAGGCCUUCCUGGAGGAGGCGCAGGUCAUGAAGCUGCUGCGGCACCACAAGCUGGUGCAGCUGUAUGCCGUGGUGUCCGAGGAGCCCAUCUACAUCGUGACCGAGUUCAUGUGCCACGGUAGCUUGCUGGAGUUCCUCAAGGACCAGGAGGGCCAGGAUUUGAGGCUGCCCCAGUUGGUGGACAUGGCAGCCCAGGUAGCUGAGGGCAUGGCCUACGUGGAGCGCAUGAAUUAUAUCCACCGGGACCUGAGGGCGGCCAACAUCCUGGUGGGGGAGCGCCUGGUGUGCAAGAUCGCAGACUUCGGUCUGGCCCGUCUCAUCGAGGACGACGAGUACAACCCUCGGCAAGGGACCAAGUUUCCCAUCAAGUGGACGGCUCCAGAGGCGGCCCUCUUCGGCAAGUUCACCAUCAAGUCAGAUGUGUGGUCCUUUGGGAUCUUGCUCACCGAGCUCAUCAGCAAGGGCCGAGUCCCAUACCCAGGUAUGAAUAACCGGGAAGUGCUGGAGCAGGUGGAGCACGGCUACCACAUGCCGUGUCCCCCAGGCUGCCCCGAGUCCCUGUACGAGAUCAUGGAGCAGACCUGGCGGCUGGACCCGGAGGAGAGACCCACCUUCGAGUACCUGCAGUCCUUCCUGGAGGACUACUUCACCUCCACAGAACCGCAGUACCAGCCCGGGGACCAGCCCUAGCCUGCCAGGGUGUCGGGCGCCCUCUGGGGAUGCCCAUCACCCCUUGCCGGUCCCCAGGACUCUGACCCUGAGCCCCCCCAGGCUGUGAGCAGAUGCAGGUGCUGUGACGCUGGCCAGGGCAACCCAGAUGGGGCACAUGGGGGCUCCGAGCCCUACCCUCACCCAUUCUGACCCCAAGCACUGCUUCUGCCCUUUCCCACUUAGGCCCCCUGCAUGCCUCUAGCCUCUCGCCCCGCCCCCAAACACUCCGACCCUAUGUGGUUAUUUAUAGCUCGGCAUAGCCCCUUCCCUAACUCACCUCCUGACCCUGCUCCCCCACCGUGCUGUCGGGCCUCUCUGAUCUGAGCGCCGGAAUUUACCUCGACCCCCCCCUCCCGUAAGUUACCAGCCAGGAGGUCUUGGCCUUCCCCUUUGCCUGCUGGGUGGGUGGGGGCUGCAGGCCGGGGCCAGAGCAGAGGGGGUAGGUUGCUGAGGGCUCGCCUCCUCGCUGAACAGUGUGUGUUUAUUGAUUUUGUAAAUAAGGAAAGUUACAAUAUGAAUCUCCAAAGUACCAGC
Messenger RNA from Oryctolagus cuniculus (rabbit), 4659 nucleotides. RefSeq names its product FGR proto-oncogene, Src family tyrosine kinase (gene FGR). The record is from RefSeq and is a predicted model, not a curated record. Gene Ontology annotation, biological process: protein phosphorylation. NCBI's taxonomy places the organism in Eukaryota, Metazoa, Chordata, Mammalia, Lagomorpha, Leporidae. Gene Ontology annotation, molecular function: protein tyrosine kinase activity; ATP binding; protein binding.